AUGAAAAUAUCUGCAGGCUGUUUGAAUAUCCGCGGGCGCGCUUUGAUUGAUUCGAUCGUUCGAAAAAGUAAAAUUUGUGGGUUGGGAAUUGGGAAUUGGGAUGGCAGGGGGCAGCUAACGCAGGAGCAGGGCACCACACAGGCGCCUGCCGCAUUCGGCCAUCGAGGGCGGCGGCGGCGAGUACUGCACCCACUCAACCCGAACUGGGCACUGCGGGAGGGCGAGCAAGAGGCCGACACCAAAACCUUCCUCGAGAGGAUGCAACGCAAAUACCGAGCGGCCAAGUCUGCCUCUGCGAGGGCAGCCCUGGCGACAUGCCCCCCGCCGUCCUGGUCAGAGGGCCCUGCAGUUGUCCACCACUGGCUGGACAUGGGCUGCAAGCACCCCGAUGUCAUCUACCCGCUCUAUAACCCCAGCGAAGUGCCGCGCCGCAUUACCUCUGAAUGCCUCCGGACGGGGCAAGUGUCCGCCAAGAAAGCGAAACGCGAAAGUCAGGAGGAGUGGUUGGUCGAAUGGGAGGACUCAAUAGUACGUAAAACUCACCUGGAUAUGUACCGCCUCAAAACAUACAAGCCCGUUGCGGUGGCGGAGCACGACGCGCUUGGGGAACCAUUUAUGGGGGGCGCCGGGGUGCUAGUCACUUGGGAACCCACGUGGGAACCGAAAUCGACAUUUGAGAAAUUAUUCCCGACGGUGGGGGCAGAGCUGAUCGCCAACUACCUACGGGAGAAAGAACGGGCAGCUGUUGCUGCCGCAACAAUGGCAGCUGCGUGGCCACCUCCGGAUGUCAGCACCGAGGAGAGGCUAGCACAGCAAGGGCUCGUAGCGCCCCCACGACCCGCCUGGCAGUUAACUCGCCCAGACGCCCUCAGCAACAUCACCCUGGACACGAUGCCGAGCUACAGGCGGGCACGUUCGAAGAGGAACUGGUCGGAACUGCUCCGUCGGAGCGCACACACUAGAACGAUGAAGGAGGACCAGAUGCAACGAACGUAUGGUGGCACCCACAACGAACUCGUAGCGGCAGUGCAAGCUGCCACUGGGGCAGAUACAGAACUUUUUGCCUCCCCCCUAGACGUACAUCGGAACAUGCCCAGCUACCUCAGCACGCACCCCAGGGACCAGCUGUUCGGAGCCGGCAUGGAUGCCUACUCCCACCGAUGGGUGGGGGCAUGCUUUGCACACCCCCCAGAGCAGCCUGAAGAACUGGAACGAGCGGUGCGUUGGGCAUUGGCCAGCGCCCGAGAGGCGGACCGCCAUACCCCUGUCUUGACGGUCAUGCUUCUGCCCGACAAUGCUGCACUCACUGCCGUGGACGCCGCGCCCCACGCUCGAUGGCUCGCCUACCCGGAGGUGGUCGACUUGGCAUGCUUCCCCCCGUCAGUGGCGCCACUGCUUGCAGCCAACGACUGGACAGGCGCCCCCCCGCGGUUUGGGUCCCGGCAAUGCACAGGACACCGCCUAGUCGCCAUCGGCAACAAUAUUGGGCGCGAGCGCAUCCUCCGGCGGGACUUUGGUGAACUGUGGGCCGACCUACAUCGUCGGAUACAGCUGCCGGUGUCAUUUGGUCUCCCUUGGCCAUGGCAACAAACUGAUGGCCAGGGCCCGCCACGCUACAAUGAGCAGGCCUAUAAUGCUGCUGUGAUACAACGUGCUGAGCGAUACGAGCAGGCACGCAAAGAACUGACCGAGCAGUAUCGCCGACCCCGCAAGCACGCAACUGCAGCCAGCGACACUAGUAGCCUAUGGCGCUGGCCCCCCGAUGGACAGGCAUCCACCCUGCCGCCUGUUGCGCAACUGCAACAACUGUACGGCAGCCAACAACACCGGCCACGAUACGAGUGGCGGCUUGCGUUUUUCACAGACGGUAGUGUGCAAGCGACAGAAGAGGCAGCCCUCGUGGGAGCCGCUGUAUGGCACUCGACCUUGGGGGCCUACAAGAUCAACACUAACGGGGACGGUCCCGACAACACCAUUACCAGGGCAGAGCUGGCCGCCAUCUUCUGCACGGUGGCACAACGGCUACCACGUACUGACGAAGGCGUGAUAUUCACCGACAGCCAGGCUGCUAUCCACCUUCUACAUCGAGCAGUGCACAAACCCCACACAUUGGAGGGCCACUUGCACAAAGAGCUACUGCUCAAUACGGCACAGAUACUCGUUGAGCGAGCAAAUGAUGGGGUGCGCACACGCAUCCUGAAGGUGAAAGCCCACAGUGGAGUGACAGGCAACGAAGAGGCGGACGCUGCCGCGAAAGCUGCGGCUGGGGCAGAUGAAACCCACGAUUUCGUUAUGCCAGCCCACAAGCCCUUUGGCGGCCAGUGGCAGCCGGCCUUCUUUGAGCCCCCGCCAGAAGGGGCAGAGGGGCCGGCCAGUCUCAGGGCAGUGUCCAAUCUCACCAGUGCUCUCCGUAAGGCCGUACAUGCCAGCACCAAAACCGGCACCAGCAAGCACCGUGACAACCUGGAUAGGAUGGUUACCGCCCGGCAUGCACAAGAAAAAUGCAACAACCAACAAGAAGAGGAAGGCUGA
Chlorella variabilis is the source of this 2532-nucleotide messenger RNA. RefSeq lists its product as hypothetical. The record is from RefSeq and is a predicted model, not a curated record. Gene Ontology annotation, molecular function: RNA-DNA hybrid ribonuclease activity; nucleic acid binding. Lineage: Eukaryota; Viridiplantae; Chlorophyta; Trebouxiophyceae; Chlorellales; Chlorellaceae. The transcript has 4 exons. Bases 1 to 2532 code for a protein of 843 amino acids.